Molecule: messenger RNA, 5185 nt
Organism: Balaenoptera acutorostrata (minke whale)
Lineage: Eukaryota; Metazoa; Chordata; Mammalia; Artiodactyla; Balaenopteridae
Gene: ERI2
Product: ERI1 exoribonuclease family member 2
Exons: 9
Coding region: 132-2264 (710 amino acids)
Biological process (GO): exonucleolytic trimming to generate mature 3'-end of 5.8S rRNA from tricistronic rRNA transcript (SSU-rRNA, 5.8S rRNA, LSU-rRNA)
Molecular function (GO): 3'-5'-RNA exonuclease activity; nucleic acid binding; zinc ion binding
Source: RefSeq, a predicted model, not a curated record
UCCCCACCCCACAGAUUCCCCGAAGACGCGGAAGAGAAGCAGGGCAGAGAGCACCGACAACCCCAGCAGCUGCCUCAGCCUUGGGCGGAGCCGACCGCUUCGCUGCUUCCUCAGCAGCGCGCGGCGUUUGAAUGGGCCGGAAGUGGGAGUACAGCGACUUCCGGCAGUUGGGCUGUGAAGAGAAAGGAGCGUCGGGAAUGGCGACCAAGAGGCUUGCACGGCAGCUUGGAUUAAUUAGGAGAAAGUCAAUUGCACCGGCAAAUGGAAAUCUAGGAAGAAGCAAAUCUAAGCAGUUGUUUGACUACUUAAUUGUCAUUGAUUUUGAGUCGACUUGUUGGAAUGAUGGGAAACGCCACCGUAGCCAGGAAAUAAUUGAAUUUCCAGCUAUAUUGCUAAACACAUCAACUGGAGAGAUUGAAUCUGAGUUCCAUGCUUAUGUUCAGCCUCAGGAGCAUCCAAUUCUUUCUGAAUUUUGCAUGGAACUAACAGGCAUAAAGCAGGCUCAAGUUGAUGAAGGAGUCCCUCUGAAGAUUUGCUUAUCUCAGUUCUGUAAAUGGAUUCAGAAGAUUCAGCAACAGAAGAAAAUUAUUUUUGCUACUAGGGUUUCAGAUAUUUCUACCUCUGAAGUAAAAUUAUGUGCAUUUGUUACUUGGUCAGACUGGGACUUGGGGGUUUGCCUGGAGUAUGAGUGUAAAAGAAAACAGUUGCUGAAACCUGUGUUCCUUAAUUCUUGGAUUGAUCUCAGAGUAACUUACAAGAUUUUCUAUAGGAGAAAACCAAAAGGACUAAGUGGUGCCCUGCAGGAGGUGGGAAUAGAAUUCUUGGGACGAGAACAUUUUGGGUUGGAUGAUUCUAGGAAUACUGCCCUUCUUGCUUGGAAAAUGAUUAGGGAUGGUUGCUUAAUGAAAAUUACAAGGUCCUUGAACAAGGUUCCCACUAAGAGGAAUCCUAACAUUUUCACCAGAAAUUUGAAUAUGGAUCAAGUUGAAGAAAUAUCAGCCUGCAACAGUAGCAUUCAUGAUCCCAGCAUAUAUGGUGGGGAGCCUAAAAAUACAAUAAAAUCCUACGAGGAAGUUCAAAUGAAGUCAGUUGGUGUGAAUUUUCCUAUAAAGGUACAGCAAGAUCAGUUACAACUAAAGGGCAAUGGAAAAGCAGGUCUUCAGAAUGUCAAAAGCUGUUUAUCUCUUUUUAAUACUAAGUCCUGGACCUGUCUGGGGCAGUUACAGUCUUCCAGUUUGAAUACACCUAUGCAGAAGCAAAUAAACCAACAUCUUGCAUUUAAUACCAAUUCUGAGUCUUCAACAGUUGGUUCAGGAUUGAUACUUGUUUCAACUACCAUUUCAUCUGUUAAUAAUGUUUCUGAUAUGGAAAUGAGUUCUGCUCUUGACUGUUUACCUAUGUUGGCUGAUUGGGAGGAUGUAGCUUUACUGCCAUCAUCUCAACCUGAGCAGAAUAUAUAUUGUAUGCCUCCCAUUAGUGACUCAAACUUAGACACUUCAUUUAAUUCUGGAGAAAGAUUAAUGGUUUUAGAAAAAUCUGAGAUGUUAAGUCAAGAAAACUUUGGAGGCACAGAAGAAACUCCUCAAAAAUCUGAUACCUCUAAGUCUAUUGUAUAUAAGAGUCCACAUACUACUAUUUAUAAUAUAAAAGAAGCCAAAGAUCCAGGUUCAGAUGCUUUUGACUUUAAGUUACCUGAAUGUAAAUCAAGUAGCUUCAACAGUGUUAAUGCCAAUAUGUCUCAUCCUUUAGUUUUGGGGAAACAUCCUCUUCAUUUAGGUGGUGCUAAGAGGAAUCCAUCCAGUCCCCUACCUUUCCCACCAGCAAAAAAACAGACCUUCACUAUUCAUGAAGAAAAGCCUACGUCAUCUAAUGGCUCCCCAGGGGGAAGUUCUUCCAGGAAGGUUCUCCCUUCUAUCUUAACUUCUACGGUUAAUGUACAAGAUCCUUGGAAGGGUGGGAAAAUAACACCUCCUUUAUGCAAGUGUGGCCGAAGAUCUAAGAGACUUGUUGCUUCUAAUAAUGGACCGAACCAUGGAAAAGUCUUCUAUUGUUGUCCUAUUGGGAAGUACCAAGAAAAGGGAAAAUGUUGUGGUUAUUUCAAAUGGGAACAAACACUUCAAAAGGAGAGAGCCAACAGCAUAGUUCUGUCUCAUUCUCCAGGGGGACUCACUUUUAACUCUCCAGAAACAAGCCAUAUUUUUGACAGAAAUGUAGAUUUUUCUACUAAAAAUUCAUUGAGACUCAGACCUUCAAUGAGGAAUUGACUUUUUUUUACAUGUAAACUAUGUUUUUAGCUCAAUGUGACUUUUACUGCAGUAAAGAGAAAAAAAAUUUGUAUAGGGCUACAAGUUGUGAGGACAUAGUGUAUCUGAGCUCUGUAAGCUACACUGAGGCUAUUCAACACAUUCUCACACACACACACACACACACACACACACACACACUGAAAAUAGAAAAAAGAAUUUCACAGGCUUCUAAUUUCAUUGACCAGUUAUCUAAUUUGUCUUCUGUUCAUGUAUGAAUCCUGAUUGCCCCUUGAAUUCCCACACAUUAUGAGUAUUCUGAUAAUGUCUUAUACUAUUUUAUUUAUAUUUCAUAUAUUAACCCAUGCCAAAUUUAUCAUACUUUUUUGAAGAACCACAAAUGAAAUACUUGGUAAACUGUAUUUAUUAGAUUAAAUAUAAUAAGCAGCAAUACUAGUAUAUGAUAUCCUUGUUUCUUUUUAUUGAAUUAUAAUUGCCAUGCAAUAUUAUAUUGGUUUCAGGUGUACAACAUAUGAUAUCCUUCUUUUACAGUUAGACCUUGAAACAAAUUUUAAACUAUUUUUAAUUGUUUGAAUAAAAAUGUGACCAAUAAAAAUCACUAGACUGUUUUCAAUUAUGAUAAUCUAAUAUUUUAAGUUUUUCUAAAAACUUUUAUAACUUUAGUUUUAUUUCAACCCUUGAAAAUUGGUUCUGAUUUGUAUGUCAACAUAUCAGAAGAAUUAUUCAACUAAGAUUUGAAAUCCAACAGGUCAGAGAUUUGGUUCAGAAACGCUUCUAUACUAUAUGUUUAAAAAUUCCUCGGCAGCUGAUGGUAUUCUAUUUAUGUUACCAAAUUAUAAGAACAUUGACACUACUGCAGAGGAAUUUACUCAAUAUUUUAUUUCAGAAUUCAGCCUAUGAUGUUAUAACCACAAGAUAUUUUAUUUAUUUAUUUAUUUAUGGCUGUGUUGGGUCUUCGUUUAUGUGCGAGGGCUUUCUCUAGUUGGGGCAAGCGGGGGCCACUCUUCAACGCGGUGCGCGGGCCUCUCACUAACGCGGCCUCUCUUGUUGCGGAGCACAGGCUCCAGACGCGCAGGCUCAGUAAUUGUGGCUUACGGGCUUAGUUGCUCCGCGGCACGUGGGAUCUUCCCAGACCAGGGCUCGAACCCGUGUCCCCUGCAUUAGCAGGCAGAUUCUCAACCACUGUGCCGCCAGGCAAGCCCCACAAGAUAUUUUAAAUUGAUUAGUUUAUAAGCAUACUGUCACAUUUUUAAAUCACCUUUUCAUAGUCUUGUGGUUUUACAGAGCCUUAUUUUAUAGAUACCAUGAUAAGUAAUGAAUUUAAAUUGUUUCCCAUUCUUUCUUCCUCAGUUCAUUUCUUUUUGUCUUCCCACUAAUAGUCUUUGGCAGCUCUUGAAUAAAUUCUACCUGUAGAUAUCAAGGGAAGAAAAUUAGUCCAGAAGUUUUCAUCUUUAGACAAAGUCAAUUAUAUAAAAGUUCUAUUAUGAACUCUAGGUGAAAGAAUCAGGACACCCAUUGGGGUGGGUUUUUGGUAACAACCAAAAAAGGGAGAGGGGUAUUGUUGAGGAUAUUUUUCUUGAUAUUUAGUACAGUAAGUCCCCUACACACGAACCUUCAAUUUGUGAACUUUCAAAGAUGCGAACGUGCAUCUGGUUCCAGCAAGGAACCCGAACCUGUGCCAUCAGCAUCAGGCCUGAGUGAAAUUGCAGCUUGCCCUCCGCCUCCUAUUGCUGACAAUCCUUCAACUCUACCUCUUCUCCCUCCUCCAGUCAGUAACUCUUUUUGCCUUUUCACUCGAGGCCAGCCCCUGUAUGCCAGCUGUUGUACUGUACUACUGUACUUUUCAAGGUACUGUACUGUAAGAUUAAAAAUGUUUUCUUUAUUUUUUGUAUUUGUUUUAUGUAUUAUUUGUGUGAAAUGUAUUAUAAACCUAUUACAGUACAGUACUAUAUAGCCGAUCGUGUUAGUUGGGUACCUAGGCUAACUUUGUUAGACUUAACGAACAAACUGGACUUAAUGAACAUGCUCUCCAAACAGAACUUGUUCGAAUAUAGGGGACUUACUGUAUUUACUAUAAGUCAGGUAAGCCAAAUGACCCAACAAAUUAGUUUAAGGGUUUCAUUUUAAUCUCAAAGAUUCUGAUUCUUAUCCGUGUCAUUAGUUUAGUUUGGAAUAUUUGGUAUAGCAUGUUUGAGGAGAAUGUUCAUUAAAAUGGAAAAGAUAAACAGCUGAGAAUUUCCAGAAUACUAAGCAAAUAUUGUUCAUAAUCAGAAUACCUGCCUUCCUGGGAUAUUUGUAAGGUGCUGUAGUUCUUUUUACACACUCGUGAAUCUCCUUCUUCAGUUGUUCUUGAUCGUUUGACUUCUUCUAAUCAGGGUUCAGAACAAUAAAAGCCUUUACUACCUAAAAUAAAUAUUUGAACACCAGGAAGAUGAGUUGUAUAUUCUUAUGUUUUAGUGUGUCUUUUCUUUCUCUUAACUUGGGAAUCUAAUCUAAAUACCUGAUGGGGUGGGCCAAAAGGUUUAUUAGGGCCUGAUCCCAGCUCUAUGCUCUUAAGCCAGCCAGUUGACUCCCACACCUAGAUUUUGUAUCUAAUACGAGAGCUUCUGGAACCCCUGCUUUGAUUAUGAUCUAUACUUGAACCUUCUCAUCUAACUACAUCUUAAACUCUACUUUCUGACCUGUUUCUGAUCAUCUCUGCUCUUGACUUCUUGCCUCAUCUUUUAUCUCCUUCGAAAAAGUUUUCUUUUGGAAACUUGGUAAUGCACUAAGCACAGUCUUUUAUAUAACAACCCAGCCUGAUCUAGUCUAGCUCAUAGGUCACCACCCUCAGUGUGGGCCUAAUAAACAGUAUUCUCAUGGGUUUGCCAUAUCCUUAUUGAAGGGAACAGUUCACUGAGUGAGACUGUCCACUCUUUAUU